AUGUCGGAUAAGGUCAUCUUAGUUUUUAGCGGAAAAAGGAAAUCAGGAAAAGAUUAUGUAACUGGGCUAUUACAGGAAAGAUUAGGUAAGGCAAAUUGCGAUUUGCUGCGAUUGUCAGGCCCAUUGAAAAAGCAGUUUGCUAAGGAUCACCAGCUGGAUUAUGACAAGUUAUUAGAUGCUAGCGAAUACAAGGAAAAGUACAGAGCUGCAAUGAUUAAAUGGGGAGAAGAUAUGAGAUUAGCGAACCCGGCAUACUUUUGCAACUUAGCGAUUGCGGAUGCUAGCACCUCGGCUUCAGUAUGGGUUAUAACUGAUGCUAGACGUAAAACUGAUAUGGACUAUUUCAAUAAGCACUUCAACAAAGUCCUAUCCGUCCGUGUUGUUUGUGAUGACACUAUCAGAAUCCAGCGCGGUUGGGUAUUCACUGCAAACGUUGAUGAUGCAGAAUCUGAAUGCAAUUUAGAUGAUUAUGCUCAUAAUAUCAUUAUUCGAAAUGAUGGUAAUCAGCACGAACUGGAAAUGCAGUUCCAGUCCCUAAUGGAAAGAAUUAGGGAAAUGUAA
Trichoplax adhaerens is the source of this 561-nucleotide messenger RNA. RefSeq lists its product as uncharacterized. Gene Ontology annotation, molecular function: phosphomevalonate kinase activity. Bases 1 to 561 code for a protein of 186 amino acids. The transcript has 3 exons. The record is from RefSeq and is a predicted model, not a curated record. Gene Ontology annotation, biological process: cholesterol biosynthetic process; isopentenyl diphosphate biosynthetic process, mevalonate pathway. Lineage: Eukaryota; Metazoa; Placozoa; Uniplacotomia; Trichoplacea; Trichoplacidae. Gene Ontology annotation, cellular component: cytoplasm.